AUAAGAGUUAUACAUCCUGUCAUCAUCCAUAUUUCAUGCGCAAAUAGAAAUUAAAAGCGAAAAAACAAUUGUCACGAAUUCUUGUAUUACCUGAAAAGAGUAUAAUGACAUCAUUCAUUUGGCACUAUAUAAGCUAAAUUGAGUAAACACUUUUUUGUACCUACAAUAAAACUACAAAUAUCUCCCACUCCACAAUAAUUUCUCAGUUAAUUUGACACAAAUAAUAGCCAAAUUUUGGCACUAACUGUAGUCUAGAGAUAUGGCAUCAAUCGAUGGAAUCGAAUUUGAAGCGAAAAAGUUUGAUCUUCCGGUUGAUUCCGAGAACAAAUCCAUAAAAUUCCCACUGUUUUCAGUAGCAAAGCCUCAUAUGCGAGCAUUUCAUCUAUGUUGGAUACAAUUCUUUGCUUGCUUUCUAUCCACUUUUGCUGCUCCACCUCUCCUCCCUAUCAUUCGUGAUAGCCUAAAUCUGACAGCUAAUGACAUCGGUAAUGCAGGAGUUGCAUCAGUCUCUGGCGCAGUAUUCGCCCGUGUUGCGAUGGGUGCGGCCUGUGACUUAGUUGGUCCUCGACUAGCCUCUGCCACACUCACCCUUCUUACUGCACCAGCAGUUUACCUAUCUGCUGUGGCUGACUCUCCCACAGGUUUCUUUAUGAUGCGGUUUUUCACAGGUUUCGCUUUGGCCACUUUUGUGUCAACUCAAUACUGGAUGAGCUCUAUGUUUUCUCCACGAGUUGUCGGUCAAGCCAACGGGCAAGCAGCUGGGUGGGGAAAUCUAGGAGGUGGCGUAGCCCAGUUUGUUAUGCCACUAGUGUACAGCAUUGUUCUCAAGACAGGCGCUACUCCAUUCGCAGCCUGGAGAAUUGCAUUCUUCUUCCCUGCUCUCCUGCAGAUGUCAUCAGCAUUUGCAGUCAUGAUUUUCGGCCAAGAUUUGCCCGAUGGAAAUUUCCAGGAGCUGCAGAAGUCCGGUGAUAUGCACAAGGAUAAUGCUUCAAAGAUUUUAUACCAUGGAAUCACAAACUACAGGAGCUGGAUCACUGCUCUAGGUUACGGGUUUUGCUUCGGAGUCGAGUUAGCAGUAAAUAAUAUCGUUGCUUAUUACUUCUAUGACAGGUUUAAUCUAAACCUUAAUAUUUCAGGAAUAAUUGCAGCGAGUUUUGGGAUGGUGAAUCUUUUCUCUAGACCUAUAGGCGGGGGGUUGUCGGAUUUUAUGGCUAAGAAGUUUGGAAUGAGGGGAAGAUUGUGGAGUUGGUGGAUUGUGCAGACUCUAAGUGGUGUUCUAUGCAUAGGUCUCGGACUUAUUGACACUUUAAGCGCAUCAAUUGCAGUCAUGAUCAUCUUCUCUGUGUUUGUUCAAGCAGCUGAAGGACUCACAUUUGGGGUUGUUCCUUUUGUCUCCAGAAGAUCCAUGGGCGUGGUUUCUGGCAUGACCGGAGCUGGUGGAAACGUAGGUGCAGUCAUAACUCAAGUGAUUUUCUUUAGAGGAUCUCAAUUCGCAACAGAAAAGGGAAUAACAUACAUGGGUUUCAUGAUCAUAGCAUGCACCCUCGGUAUAACUUCGAUAUAUUUCCCACAAUGGGGAGGUAUGUUUUGCGGUCCUAAACCACAUUUUACAGAAGAAGAAUACUACUUGAGGGAAUGGGAUGCAAAGGAGCAAGAACAAGGACUUCAUGAGGUAAGCAUGAAAUUCGCCGAAGGAAGUAGAAAUGAAAGAAGCCGAAAGGCAAUGUCAGUACCGACAGUAGAAAGAACGCCUGACCAUGCCUAAUUACUGCAUGGUAGCGCCAUCGCUCAAUGUUUAAAUUAUUUGGUAACAUUGAAAUGAAUUGUAGAUGAUGAUAACUUCUGCUAAUUCUUUACACUACAUUAAGAAUCAUGUAAUAUGACCUAGCAUUUUCCUUUUCCCAAAUUGCUUUCCGCAUAUAUGUCGUCUGUUGUAAGUUCUUUUCAUAAUGAGUUAACAAGUAAU
Messenger RNA from Beta vulgaris subsp. vulgaris (sugar beet), 1966 nucleotides. RefSeq names its product high affinity nitrate transporter 2.5. The transcript has 2 exons. Gene Ontology annotation, biological process: transmembrane transport. Gene Ontology annotation, molecular function: nitrate transmembrane transporter activity. The record is from RefSeq and is a predicted model, not a curated record. Bases 260 to 1765 code for a protein of 501 amino acids. Lineage: Eukaryota; Viridiplantae; Streptophyta; Magnoliopsida; Caryophyllales; Amaranthaceae.